CAUUAUUACCAUGGCAAUCGUCAUAUUGUCGCUGUAACUCUAACAUUAUUUACUAGGAGUAAAUGUCUGUACGCAACCUUUUGAUUGGUUCGGAUAAAUUAGACUUAAAAGAUAGACAAUGACCGGACAAACGCGUAGCGAGUGAGUGUAAAAGAAGAACAAUGAGCGGCAAUAGCUUUGGAAGAUAAAGACUAUUGCCGCCAAAACCUAGAAAGCAAGAAAAUAUCACAUUGUCUUUCAUAAUUUAACCGCUGUUUCUCAUAUUUUCCUUUCUCUCUGAGGGGCAGAUCAUUCCUAUUUUUAACGAGAAGAAAUCAUUCCGAGAUGAGUCAACCUCCAAAAAAAAGCCGUCAUGAACCCAGUGCAUGAAUGUUUAUUUACAGACAUGUAUUGCCCAUUUUUCUUUUUCCCUUUAUUAUUAUUAUUCCCUCUAAAUGUCAAAUCAAGACAAGAAACAAACACCCAUUUUACACCUGACAGGCGGUGCAUUAUCAGGCAUGACAGCCUGUGUUGCCUUACAACCGCUUGAUUUGAUUAAAACUAGAUUGCAACAACAGCGACAAGAUCACCUGGCCUUUUUAAAAGAAGCAAAAACAAAAGGGUUAAAAGUAGCACCUUAUAAAAGCAAUAUAUAUUCGACUAUCAAAGAUGUCGUACAGCAUAACGGUUAUGGUGGACUAUGGAGAGGAACAGUACCAACUAUUAUGAGAAAUGUACCUGGUUCUGCGCUUUAUUUCUUUGCUCUAUCUGAAAUUCGAGAAAUUGUCUCAAAUACAAGGGCCAUGUGGAAGCCUGCGGUAACGAAUAGUAAAGACACUCAUCGCUGGGAGAAUUUAGUCUCGGGUUCAGUAGCAAGAGGGGCAGUAGGAUAUAUCAUGAUGCCCAUUACUGUAGUCAAAGUGAGAUAUGAGAGCAACUUUUAUAAUUAUACAAGUUUAUCACAAGCUUUUACAUCUAUCAUCAAGAAGGAUGGCGUUAGAGGUUUAUUUGCUGGAUAUGGAGCCACGUUUAUUCGUGACGCACCCUUUGCUGGAAUCUAUUUAUUUUUUUAUGAAGGAUUCAAGUCAUGGGCUAACGAAUAUGCAAGUAUCCAUCAUAAGCCUGUAGCCAACGCACUUAUCAACUUGAGUUCGGGAGUAACUGCAGGCAUAGCUGCUACAUGUAUCACGCAGCCUUUUGAUAUGUUAAAGACUCGUAUGCAAUUAAAACCUACAAUCUAUAAAAACUUGGUGCAGUCAGCAAGAAAAGUGUACAUGGAGGAAGGCAUCAUGGGAUUCUUUGAUGGAAUCAGUGUAAGACUGAUCAGAAAACCUUUGAAUUCAGCUAUUUCUUGGACUAUUUACGAAGAAGUCGUGCGUUGGUAUAAUCGAAAAGACGCGUUGCUAAAAGAGAAACUAUGAACAACAUUACAAUAUUAUUCCCUUGCAUUUAAUAUUUUACUACUAUAAAAUAUAAAAUAGACGUAUGCAGUUAAAGAUGACUAUAUUCAAAUAAACGCGGAGCCUUUCUACAGGAAAAUCCUCCGCAAAUUACCCCA
This is a messenger RNA of Rhizopus microsporus ATCC 52813, 1537 nucleotides long. Its product is annotated as mitochondrial carrier. The coding region runs from base 435 to 1400 and encodes 321 amino acids. The record is from RefSeq and is a predicted model, not a curated record. Gene Ontology annotation, cellular component: mitochondrial inner membrane; mitochondrion. Lineage: Eukaryota; Fungi; Mucoromycota; Mucoromycetes; Mucorales; Rhizopodaceae. Gene Ontology annotation, biological process: glycine import into mitochondrion. The transcript has 7 exons. Gene Ontology annotation, molecular function: glycine transmembrane transporter activity.